AUGAAAAAUUGCACUCUCCUUAAACAAUUAGAACUCAAUACAAAUACAUACAUUUUGGAACUCAUUUAUAAGAUCUCAUCCAAACAUCAUCUCUCUGAUUUAUAGACUUAAUAAAUUUCAUUGUAUUACAAACAACCACCUUCCAUUAACACCUUUCUAGAAUUAUAUUCACUUAGCAUGUUACGUUGUGAUUGUGUUAAAUAUUAAUAAAUUGUAGAUGAAAUCAAUCAUCUAAUUCAUUCCUACUUUUAAACUUAAACUCCCUUAAUCUAAAACAUCAUUACAUAAGAAAAGAAAAAACCAAUUAAUCAGGAUAAUUAGAAUACUCAGAAUAAUAAGGAUAAUAAGGAUGAUCAGGAUAAUUAGAAUAAUAAGGAUAAUUGGUAUAAUAAGGAUAAUUAGAAUAAUAAGAAUAAUAAGGAUAAUCAGCCUGAGCCUAUGCAAAUUGAAGAUGACGAUGAAUUUAUUAGCAAUAACAAUAAUAAUAAUAAUAAUAAUAAUAAUAAUAAUAAUAAUAAUAAUAAUAAUAAUAAUAAUAAUAUUCCUAUAUCAGAUACAUAAUAAGAUGAUGCUUAAUAACCCUCUCAAUAAACAAAUAUUCCUUCCUCAUAAUAACCAAUUAAUACAUAAUAAACUACUUAACCAUCCUAAACUAUUGAAGAUGAAAUUUGCAUUCCCAAUUCAAUUAAACUUAAAUAUAGAAGAAUAUCUACUGGACCAUCUGAAAAGGAAGCUAGAUGUGAUCAAUGUGUAUGUUAAGGUAAACUUUCAACAGAAUAAGAUAACUUAGUUUAAUGUUUAUUGUGUUUAAAUUACUUACAUUUUACAUGUGUUUCUAAAUCUAAAGAAUCUUUUGAUAAAUGUUAUAAAGAUUUAGAAUUUGUAUGUCCACCUUGUGUACUUAAAUAUAUGGAUCAUUUUAAUAAAAUAUCUGCAACUUUAGUUCCACCUUCUCCAUUUUAAUAAGCUGGAUAAAUUAAUCAUAAAGCAUUUAAUUUUACAUGUGAUCAACCCAUUAUCAAUAUUAGAUGUGUAAGAUAAGAAAAUAAAAUUAAUUGUGAAGAAAUAACUUGGCCUGAUAUUGGUGAAUUAUUUCUAAAUUAAAAGAAAAUCUAAGAUUUCAAACCAUUAAUUAAUAAUCAUAGUCUUAAGAAAAGAAAAGAUGAUUAAAUUCUUACAACUGAAGUACUUACAUAAAAUUGUCUAUAAAUUAAAGAGUGUAUACCUACUCCAGAUUAAAGGAGUUAAUAUCGAAUCUCAUAAGGACAUCUAUAUUUUUUAGGAGUCUAUUCAAUAGAGUAAUUUAAUUCAAAACAAUUACUUGAUAACAUUAUAAAUUAAAGUGAAAAUUGGAUGAAUAUUGAACAAUGUUAAGAUUUCAUAUCUCUUUAUUUAAAUAAACAUUAAGCAGAUGAUAUAAAAGUAGAUAGUAUAACAAUUUAAUUAACAUGUGCAAUCACUUUUAAUUUGAUGAAUACACCUGUAAGAGGGUCUUUCUGUUAACAUAUUUAAUGUUUUGGAUUAGAAAAUUAUAUAACAGCAAUGUAUUAAAUGUAACCUAGAAAAUGGAGAUGUCCCUUAUGUAAAAAGAAACUCUUCACUAUUUAGAUUGAUGCAUAUCAAAAUGCUAUCUUAAAUACAAUAAAAAAAUACGAUUUGUAAAUUAAUGAAAUCAGUUUUGAUAACAAUGGGUAAAUUGUUAAUGAAAAGAUUCAAAAAUUACUUAGUUUAGAUAAUCUACCAAAUUAUGCAAUAAAAAACAGUAAUCGUAUGAUAAAUUUGGAGAUGUUAUCUAAUGAUAGUAAUAAUAUCUUCUUUAAAUUACAGAUUGUCAAAACAAAGGAAUCUAAUUAAAAAUCACCAUAUUAAAAUACCUUAUAGAAUGUGAUUAAUAAUAUGAUGUUGUCAUCAAAUUAACAUCUAAGGAGUAACAGUUAUGCAAAUUUUUAUGCUAAUAAUUAUUACAUAAAUUAAAUGAAAUUACAAUAAUAGGCUAGAUUAGAAGAAUAGUGUAAACUCUAAAAAUCAAAAUUUGGAUAAAAUAAUGACUCAGCCAUUAUUAUAGAAUGA
Molecule: messenger RNA, 2070 nt
Organism: Paramecium sonneborni
Lineage: Eukaryota; Ciliophora; Oligohymenophorea; Peniculida; Parameciidae
Source: the annotation of a GenBank genome assembly